Molecule: messenger RNA, 3619 nt
Organism: Haemorhous mexicanus (house finch)
Lineage: Eukaryota; Metazoa; Chordata; Aves; Passeriformes; Fringillidae
Product: mas-related G-protein coupled receptor member D-like
Exons: 2
Coding region: 329-1306 (325 amino acids)
Biological process (GO): G protein-coupled receptor signaling pathway
Cellular component (GO): membrane
Molecular function (GO): G protein-coupled receptor activity
Source: RefSeq, a predicted model, not a curated record
UCCCGCCAAGCCUUGCGAAACAACAGCAGGACAGGGCACAGAGAAGAACCAGCAGGACGGGAACGGGGAGUUCCUGGUGACCUGGGCACUUUCUCCAUCAUGUCACUGACCUGGCAGCAGCCGCUUUAGGACAUGGAUCCCAAAGGAGCAAGAGGUACCAGGAAGUGCCUCUGAUCUGCACAGACCCCUUUGCCUGCUGCUGCCCCACAGGGAACAGGGAGCUGCUGAGGACCCACAUGGUCCAUCCCUGGAUUCUCCAAGCACUGACUGCCCAUCCACUCUGACCACAGCCAGGGGCCACAUCCCACUGCCUGCCCAGCAUCCAUCCAUGGAGGUGAGCACCAUGACCCCUCUUUUCACCUCACCAGCUGACCGACCUGGUCAGUGUGAGAUCAAUGUCUCCAGCAUGGCCAUGCACUUUGUGACACUGCUCGUCGGUCUCUGUGGGCUGGCUGGGAACGGGGCUUUCCUCUGGCUCCUCCAAAUUAAUGCCAUCACUGACUUUGUGGCAUUCAACCAGGCCACCAUUGACUUCCUCUUCCUCAUUUUCAUAGUCCCCUCCACCCUGCUCUUCCUUGUGGAGGAGGUUUCCUGCUCUGCUAUAAUGCCCCCAAUGUAUUUGAGCUUGCUUUCCCAGCUAUCACUGUUCACCUACACCAUGGGGCUGUUCCAGCUGAUGUUCAUCAGCAUCGAGAGGUGCAGGUCCAUCCUCUGCCUCUUCUUCUGCGUUGGACAACUUUCCGAGCACCUCUUGUGGGUGUUGAUGAGUGCCCUGUUCUGGGCCUUGUUCUUUAUUGUCACCGCUGUUAAUCCCACAGUGACUUCCCUGUGCCAGUCACACGAGCAGGAGCAAUGCCAGGUGGCUCUCACCUCCAUGUACGCCCUCAACCUCUUCCUAUUUGCUGCACCCAUGGUCAUUUCCAGCACAAUCCUCUUCAUUCAUCUCAAGCCUGGCUCCCAGCAGCAGCACAAGAGACUUGACAUCGUUAUCUUCCUCGUUGCACACUUCAGUCUGCCCCUCAGUCUCUGGUCUCUCCUGCAGCAGCUCGGUUACACGGCUGUGCCCUCCCAGGUGGUUUUCCUGCUCACCUGCAUCACCAGCAGCAUCAAACCCUUCAUCUACUUCUUGGUGGGGAGCUGGAAGAGAGACUGCUCCAUGGGGAGCUGCUGGAGACAGUGCUCCAUAGAGAGCUGCAGGAAGCACUCCUCCAUGCAGUCUCUAAGGAAGGCGAUCCACAGGGUGUUUGAGGAGCCAGAAGAGAACAGAGCCCACAGAAAUGUUCCCUCUGUGGACACGGGGGUCUGAGCCUGUUGAUCCCUUCCACUGCACCGCUGAGGAACCCUGGAACAGUGGCUGAGAGAUUCCUUGAGUCUCCUGAUCAAUAAAUCCCCACAGGGUCACCCUCCCUGUGCUGGUGCAUCCCCAGCCCCUUUCCAGCCCGCUCUGGGCUCUGAUCCGUGCUUGGGAGGCCUCAGCCUUGAGAAGCAGCCCCUGGGCUCAGCUCCUGUGGCGCUGAUCAGAAACACCCUCUGCUCCCAGGAGCUGCUGCUGUCCAACCACCUCCUGGGGUUUUAUCCACAGCCUUGGAAAUUACUGUGCUCCCCUGAAUGCCACAGCAUCCCUGCUCUCCCACUGUCACGGGAGCUGCCGGCCCCAAGUGUGGCCAGGGUGAAACAUGGCUGAGAGUGACGCCCAUCCCUUGGGGCCCUGGGAGCAGCGGCCCAAAAGGAGACCCUUGGAGCUCUCCUGGCCCAGCAGCGCUGAGCAGAAGCUCCCUGGCACUGGGGCCUCUCCAGGCUGGGAUCUCUCCGUCUGCUGCCCUCGGCUGAUCCCCGAACCCGACGGCUCCUGGGCCCAUCCCCCCAGGGCUCGAGGCCCAGCCCUUGGCACAGGGAGGAGAUGCCAAGGGAUCCACAGGGAGCAUUGCACUGCCUGCCAGGGGAAUUUCUCACAGGCCUCUUGCACUGACUCUGUCUGUCUGUCUGUCUGUGUGCACACACGUCUGCAUCUGCCAUGGCAAAUGUGGCAGUGAUGCUGCUCUCUCUCUGAGACAUCUGAGUAACACAGGACUGUAGGUAUCAGCCAUAAAUAAGGUUAAAUGCUGCUAAGUGAUAUUCUUCUGCUGAAUUGCCAAGUUUAAGGUAUAACUGAAUUACACUUAAGUUUGAGCACUGAAAAGAUUUUAGGCCAUUUUCCUUUUCAUCCUUACCCCUGCUGUAAUUUUGUCACCUGCGCUUGCACUCACACACAACCACGCACACAGGGACAGCACUUUGGUGUGCUGGUGCUUAAUAUUAAACCUGGUUUAAACUGAUUUCCUCGCUGGUGGUUUUGUGCCUUCAGGAAUUCUUCCUCUGCCCUGGCUUUGGCCUCUCCCUCAGCAGGCUGGGAUGGUGCAGCUGCAAGGGCAGGGGGAGUCCGUGCUCCUCAGCACAGCCACCCCCUUCCAGGAGCAGGGUGACACCUGUGUUUGUCACCGUUGUCUCCACGGGGCAUCGACCCCCUGCCUGAGGCUUCUCUGAGGUCUCUGAGCUGGGGGUGUUCAGCCUGGAGAAGGGAAGGCUCUCAGGGAGAUCUUAGAGCCCCUUCCAGGGCCUAAAGAGCCUCCAAGAACUGGAGAGGCUUUGGACAAAGGCCUGAAGUGACAGGACAAGGGGAAUGGCUUCCCACUGCCAGAGAACAGGGUUAGGUGGAAUAGUGGGAAGAAAUUCUUCCCUGUGAGGGUGGAGAGGCCGUGGCACAGGUACCCAGAGAUGCUCUGGCCUCCCCAUCCCUGGAGGUGUUCCAGGCCAGGCUGGAUGGGGUUUGAAGCAGCCUGGUCUAGUUGGGGGUGUUCCUGCUUGCAAAGGGGUGAGAUCAGGAAAAAAAAACAAAAGUAUUCCCAAGACUGAGGAGGAGGAGGAGGGUGAGCUCUUAAGCUCUCAUGAAGGGCUGGAAGGGGCACCACAGCACCCCAACAUCUGGUCUCCAUUAGCUUUUAUUGUGUCAUCAAGGGUGCUGUCAGUAAGAAAUGGAGGCUCUGAUGCUGAUAACCUGGCUGCAAGCCUGUCCUGGUUUGGCACUGGCCAAAGGCCAGGCACCCGCAGAAGCCGUUCACUCACCUUCUCCUUCUCUCAGCUGGGCAGAGGAGAGGGAAACAAAAAUUAACAAGGGACUCAUAAGUUGAGAUGAGGACUGGGAGAAAAGACACUCCAACAGUAAAAAAAACAGGUUCAAAUUUAAUGGUAUUAAGUAAAUUUAUUAUAAACAGAGACAGAGUCUGAUAAUGAGAAGUAAUAAAAAACUUUAAAAGACCUUUUUUUCCACCAGCCCCUGCCUUCUUCCCAACAACAGCACAGGGAGACACGGUGAGGGGAUUCUUCACCAGCAUUGCCAGCACUGCCAAUUAAACACUGUUUACCUGGAAACAACAUGGGUUAUCCAUUAAACUAAGAUAGAGGGCAUAUUCUGGUAGGAAUUAAAACAAAAAAAAAACCACUGAUAUCAUGAUAUAAUCAAUUGGGAGCACUCUGGGGAGUAUCUGUAAAAAAUCUUGGAUAUUAUGGUGUAUAAAAAUGUCUGGAGAUUGUUGUUUCUUUGGACAUGUCUGUAGCAAAUAAAUUUCCAAUAUGUUCACAA